Molecule: messenger RNA, 1194 nt
Organism: Centruroides sculpturatus (bark scorpion)
Lineage: Eukaryota; Metazoa; Arthropoda; Arachnida; Scorpiones; Buthidae
Product: inversin-like
Exons: 8
Coding region: 1-1194 (397 amino acids)
Molecular function (GO): protein binding
Source: RefSeq, a predicted model, not a curated record
AUGGCAACAACAACAUCAACACUUCCUCCAGUUCGAACAGCCAACUAUUUACCACAAGCUUUAGCACCAACAAUUAGUGAAGAAACAAUUUCUCUAUGGCUAAAAUUAGGAGCUAUGGAAAAGUUAGAACAAGCAGUUUUAGACGGCUAUGGUGACCUUCUUAUCGGUAGGACUGCUCGUCUUCCUCAAGUUAAUAAAUUUCUUCGUCAAGUACCAAUGUUUCAAAAUAAAAUAUACGAAAUACAUAGUGCAGUCUCGAAAGGCAAAUUAAGAGAGUUACAACAUCUUGUCGAUCGUAAAAAACUUGCAGCUUGUCGGGAUCAUGUUGGAGCCACUCCUUUACAUAAAGCAGUAAUUUUUGGAUACAAAGACAUCAUUUUAUAUCUUUUAGAUCGCUAUGAUACAACAUUACAUAUAAGAGAUCAUGUGAAAUUAUGUAAAUUGCAAUAUUUUCAGUAUGGUAAUCUACCUGAACAUUACAUGAAAAUACAAGAUGAAACAACACUUCGGGAAUUAAGGGAUGGAUAUUUGAAUAACGAUAUAAGGAAGAUUAAACCAAAAAAAUCAAAUUCAACAAUGAAUUCUAAAAAAGGAUACUUUAAAUCUACUGUUGGAAGAGUUCAAAUAAAAGAAUUAAUUAAUAAAGGAAAUUUAGAAGCUUUGGAAGAUAUUAUUCUCAGAGGACAUGGAGGUUUGCUUUUGGGAGAAACAUCACCAAAUCCAACAAUAAAUGACUUUCUUACAAUGGUGCCUUUCUAUUUGAAAAGAAUUCAUGAUGUACAUCGUGCUGCUAUGAGAGGUCGUUUACAAGAAAUUACAAAACUUUUAGAUCAUAAAAGUUUUGCAAUUGCAACUGACCAAUUAGGUGCAACUCCACUUCAUAAGGCUGUCUGGUAUGAAAAUUAUGAUGUUGCUGAAUAUAUUGUGAAUAAUUUUCCACUUUCAUUAAAUAUUACUGAUAUGGAUGGAAGAACGCCAUUACAUUAUGCAGCAGUUUUACGAGAUAAUAAAGACAUGUAUAAUAUUCUUUUAAAUGGUGGUGCUAGCAAAUCUGUUCAAGAUAUUCAAGGGAGAACACCACUUCAUUAUGCAGCAUUUCUACUAGACGGAGGAGAAAUAUAUCAAAUUUUGGUUGAUGCAGGUGCUGACACAAAGGCAAUAGAUGCAAAUCUACUGUUGGAAGAGUUCAAAUAA